AUGAGCAAACAAACCAUUGAAAAGUUCUUUCCAGCAUUCACCAAAUUUCUGACCACACAAGUGCCCAAUGGUUCCUUGGUGUUUCAUGACAUUUUAUUUCCAGAUGCCACUGCCGAAACCUGUCCCGAAAUCACCAUUUCUACGCCGCAAGUUGUGCCUUCGUUUUUUCUAUCAGGAGAAGUCAAUGAAAUAGGACAUGCCAUUAUUAUUAUUCGACAACCAAUGCUGUUGCUGGCUGCGAUUGGUGGAAUUGUAGUGGGAUUUUAUGGGGCGAUUCAACUAUCAUCAUCAUCAUCAUCAUCCACCUCCAUCUCCAAGAAUAACUACACAUGGGUCGUGUCCUAUGCUGCUUUUGGAAUUAUGAACAUUUCGGCUAUAUGGAUACAUUGCUUAUUAGAGGCACCUGCACCCGGUAGAUCGUAUCCGGAAGAAUAUCCAUUGCUGUGGAUGUUGGAUACCUACAUGACGGGAGUUGCGGCGAGCGCAUUGACUGUGGCAUGCUUCAAAAAAUCUCACGACGAUAACGAUGUCGAAAACGACAGCAUAUCAGUAGAUUAUGGAUGGGAUUUCAUGUUUUGGACCUUGCAAGGCUUGGGCUUGGUAGCUCUGGUUGAUUUCAUUGGACAUUACCUCUUUUGGAUUUUCGAUCUCAUCGGACUGUCCUUCUUGUCCGCCCUGUGGCUCAAGACGGGCAAGGGACGAAUACCGACGGAUCGUCCCAGUAUGGCAGGAACAGAUGCAUUGGAGAUGUGGUACUUACUACCACCAUUGAAUGCCACAAUUGUCGCAAUUCAACUCUUGUUUGGGCCCAUCGUGGUGCGGAAUCCAACGACGACAACAACAACCACCAGGUCGUUUACCUUUUUUCCUCAAUGGAAAGAUGGACAUAGAGGGAAUGAUGCUUCGCGACAUUGGACAACUGCCCAUAUUAUCUUCAUCAUAAGCUUGAUUCUACCUAGCAUUUUAGGAAUUGGUCUGGAUCGAUUUUGGUGCUGGGCAAUUCGCAGCCGUGCUGAGGGAGGCGUUUUGUCUGUUUUGGGUGACUUGUUGACUGCCUCCACCAUGACGUUUUUGGGAUGCGAUUUGGCAUAUCUGGCGAUAUUACUCUGGCUGAUUGACAAACAAAAGAAGGACACGGUAUAG
Cylindrotheca closterium is the source of this 1143-nucleotide messenger RNA. Lineage: Eukaryota; Bacillariophyta; Bacillariophyceae; Bacillariales; Bacillariaceae. The record is from the annotation of a GenBank genome assembly.